GGUUUUCGAUUGGUCCGAAUCCUCAGAAGCAACAGUCAUUACUCUGUUUUCAUAUGAACACUCUUCAUCCUCACAAGCAGCAACAAGAACAAGAACAAGAAGACCAAGCUAAAUACGAAUGGGAUCUUUCUCUCUCCACCGUCGUCUCUUCCUCCUCCUCCUCCGCUUCCGACGUUAUCGGAGCUAUUGAAUUCGAUCCCACUGAUAACAUCGUCGCUACCGCCGGGAUUUCUAGAAAGAUUCGUUUUUACGGCCUCCCUUCUCUUUUACGUACCAACGCCGUCUCCGGCACCGGAGUUUCCUUCGUCGAUCAAGCCACCGCCUGCGAGUAUUACAUUUGUACGCCGGCAAAGCUUAGUAGUCUCCGGUGGAGACCCGGGUCGGGCGGUCGUGUUAUUGGGUCGGGAGAUUACGACGGCGUAGUGACUGAGUACGAUCUCGAGAAGAGGACGCCGGUUUUCGAAAGGGACGAGCACGGUGGCCGCCGCGUAUGGAGCGUGGAUUACACUCGCCACGGCGGUGCUUCCGCAGUGGGAGCGUCGGGAUCGGACGACGGGACUAUGCAAGUAUGGGAUCCGAGGUGUCCGCCGGAGGAAUCUGUCGGCGUUGUACGACCGUCGGGGAUUUGCCGGAGCGCCGUUUGUUGCGUCGAGUUUGAUCCUUCCGGUGGACCAGCCGUGGCCGUCGGAUGCGCUGAUCGGAAAGGGUACGUGUACGAUAUAAGGAAACUCGUUGACCCGGCGUUGACUUUACAAGGUCAUACUAAAACGGUGUCGUAUGUGAGGUUCCUCGACGGUGGUAUGGUGGUGACGGCAGGUACGGACGGUUGUUUGAAGUUGUGGAGCGUAGAGGACGGGCGUGUGAUUCGCACGUACGAAGGGCAUGUGAAUAAUCGGAACUUCGUGGGGUUAUCUGUGUGGAGAAACGGCGCGUUGUUUGGUUGCGGAUCGGAAAACAACAGGGUGUUUGUGUACGAUAGGAGAUGGGGGAAGCCGGUUUGGGUAGAUGGGUUUGAACCGGUUGGUAUGAAUUCUGGUUCGGAUAAGCGGUUCGUGAGUAGCGUCUGUUGGAGGCAAUCAGGUGUGGACCAGUGCACCCUAGUGGCUGGAGGAUCUGAUGGAGUAUUACAGGUUUACGUGGGCAAAAGAAAACCAUAGUAUUCUUCUUAAUUUAUCAUUACACUAUAUUUUAUAAAUUAUGAAUCUAUGA
Molecule: messenger RNA, 1209 nt
Organism: Arabidopsis arenosa
Lineage: Eukaryota; Viridiplantae; Streptophyta; Magnoliopsida; Brassicales; Brassicaceae
Source: the annotation of a GenBank genome assembly